Molecule: messenger RNA, 595 nt
Organism: Dendronephthya gigantea
Lineage: Eukaryota; Metazoa; Cnidaria; Anthozoa; Malacalcyonacea; Nephtheidae
Product: endothelin-converting enzyme 1-like
Exons: 6
Coding region: 1-510 (169 amino acids)
Biological process (GO): protein processing
Cellular component (GO): plasma membrane
Molecular function (GO): metalloendopeptidase activity
Source: RefSeq, a predicted model, not a curated record
AUGGAUCCCUUGGCAUGCAUGUUACUAGCGCAUGAAAUAGCACAUACUUUGGGCAAGAAAGGUGGGCAGUUCGACGAAAACGGAAACAUCAAACAAUGGUGGACAAAAAAAUCGCACAAAAAUCUCGUGAAAAUAUCGAAAUGUUUCGUUGAACAGUACAGUAAAGUGAAAGUUUUUGGCGUACAGGUUGACGGCAAUUCCACCCUUGCAGAAAAUAUUGCUGAUAAUGGAGGAUUAAAGUAUGCUUAUAGGGCAUAUCAAAAUUUUAGGGGAAAAUACGGGAAUGAGGGAAUGUUACCAGCACUUCCAUUUACUAAUGAUCAACUUUUCUUCAUUAGUUUUGCACAGACGAUGUGUGCAAAAUAUAGCGACGACAUAAAUUGGCUGAGAGCGACGGUUUCUAUUUAUUCUCUUGAUCCUGUCAGGGUGCAGGUCCCUUUGCACAAUGUCCCUGCCUUCAGUAGAGCAUUUGGAUGCACGCCGCCGAAUAAUACGUGCGCAGUGUGGUAAAUUUAGAGGGAAAUAAUCCUGGAGUGUACUUUAUUACGUAUUUCAAUGAUUUUGUAGUUUUCUUUUCUGAAAACAAUUCCUGAUC